Amyelois transitella is the source of this 2895-nucleotide messenger RNA. Its product is annotated as myosin heavy chain, clone 203. Bases 288 to 2495 code for a protein of 735 amino acids. Lineage: Eukaryota; Metazoa; Arthropoda; Insecta; Lepidoptera; Pyralidae. The transcript is spliced from 18 exons. The record is from RefSeq and is a predicted model, not a curated record.
UAAGCGAGCGGCUCAAUUGUUAGGCGACGAGCAUGUGAGUGCUGGGUUGUCGGUUGUUCUCACAGCAGCCAUUCUUCACUCGCAUUGCUUACAAUAAGUCUCUUCUGCUGGUUUUAUUGGAAAAUUACUAAUAACGAAUAGGACCGGACACUGCACCCCCAUUGAAAAAGCGAGUUCGGCCAAACUUAAACAAGAGGGCUCAUUCAGUGAACCCCCCAAUCAAUAGAACACCGAGCCCUGGCGGAAGGACUAUUGGCGAUAGAAGAUGUCAAAGCUUAUCUCCAUCAAUGGAAACACCAAGAAAAUCAAUAGAUAAGAUGGCGUUGGCUGAAUCGAGUGUAUCUGCACCAGAAACUCAUAGCAUAAUGAGCGACGCAUCUUGUCUCGACCAAGAAAAGGCGUCAAUACAUGCAAUGGCAGGAAAACUGAUGAGAUCGGUAGCUACAAAGAAACGAGAGUUUCUUAAGCAAAAGAAAAUGUUAAUUCCACAGCAAAACGUUGUGCUAGAACUCUAUGCUUCGUUGAGGGAGAUGGAGAUGCGUCUGGGGACUAAAGAUGAGACUCUGGGUGAAGUCCGGGUGGUGUCGGUGACGGGUUGGCCUCCGCAUGACCUGCUGCUGUUGAUACGAGAAGACUUGGACCUUCCACUUAAUCCGGAUAUCAACGGCCUUUUUAGUCUACAGAUUUUACAGCAGUUGAAUGCACAAUUGAAUCAAAUUCCUGAAGAGGUGUUAGGAGUGGGUGCAGAGUUGAUGGCGCGACGAAUUGAGCUUCUCAAUGUUAUACGAGCCAAGUACCGUAAUAAUGCAAAAAAUGCUGAAUGGGAUGCUGAAACCGAAAAACUUCACAGAUUACUGGCAGGAAUCGCUGAAAAUUUGAAGUCAAAAGUUAAUUACUGUAUAGACUUGGCUAAGAUCCCUUGGUUAGAUCGCGAGACGAUGAUAAAGAAAAUAGAUCGACUGCAAAAAGAGAAUUUAGUGCUACAGCAUAGACUGGAAGACGUCAACAGAAAAGAGACCACUGAUGGGACUAAAGAUCAUCUUUCUGAAGGACUUAGUUAUCAAAAACUGAACGACGAGUUGACAAAGGAGCGCAAUGCGCGGGAGUCACUGAAGGAGGUGGUCGCGGCCGCCGAAAGCAUGCUGCGUGUGGCGCGCGGGCGCAUUGCCACGUUGGAGCGGCAGCUGAAAGAGACGCGCGCAGACUUGGAGGCAGCGCGCCGCAAGCACAAAGACCUCGAGCAACUCGUAAACAGUCACGCACAUCAAUCCCAGAAGGCAUACCGCCAUCGAGAGACCAGUUACGACGCCCGGUCAAGGAAGUUGAUCGAGAUGUCGAAAACUGGGGAAAUGACGAUCGAGGCUUUGUCUCGCCAGCGUGACGCUCUCGAGCUUAGGGUGAAGGAACUGCGCGAGCAAGGGGACCUGGCGGAGAAGGCGGCGGCGACGCGGGAGGCGGAACAGCGGGCGCGGAUCGACUCUCUGGCGGCCAAGGUGGCUGAGCAGGAAAGAAACAGGUUAGCAGCGGAGAGUCGAAUGCCACAAUAUGAAACUCGUAUAAAGGAAUUAGAAAAUCAGUUACAAAUAUAUCGUGAACGAUCAGCUAAACUAGUUGACAUUGAACGGAAUCGUUGUGUAGAGUUUCUGCCGUCUAUAGAGUCGGAGCCCACUGAUAGAGAAACAGAAAUUUGGACUGAACUCCAAUAUACUAGACAAGCUUUAGCGCGCACUGAAGAUGAGCUUAAGCAAUGUAGAGCUGACAAAGAUAACUUUUUCAAUUCGUUAAAUAAAAUUGCGCAAGGGGAAGUGGACGACUCACUUCAGGAUAAAAUGGCUGCGGAGCUUUUAGAGCGAGAAAAGAAAAUUUCUAAAUUACAGAAUAUAAUUCAACAGCUGAAGGAAAAUGAACAAGUAAUGCAACAAAAUGCAUCUCAUUAUGAAAAACAACUGACAUCUCUUCGGCUCGAGGUCAAACGCUUAAGAAAUUAUAAUUGUUAUUCAAAAGAAAUUCCCUUCCAAGAAUUGCAGACAGAACUAUUGGACUUACACAUGCAAGUGGACUCUCUAUCGCGCGAGCGUAACGCACUAGUGACGGCGGCAGCUUCAAGAGCGCUGAUGUUGGAGAGACACGAGCGGGCUGCCUCGCUGUUCGCCAGAAUCCUAAAGGCUAGGCGGGACCUCAGCUCGCUGGUCGAGGGAAACGCCUCCGAACCAUCGUCGUUAGAUGGCAGUUGUCAUGCAGAGGUGUCUCGAUCGUUGUCAUCAAUGUGUGCAAACGCUGCGGAGACUUGGACAGCUCUGCAGGCCGAGCGAACCCGGGUGCUCCGCCUAGAGAGCGCUGUGCUCGCACAGAGUCUCCAGCUAGAAAGAGAAGACCGCGUGCGCACGCAACUGGAACGCCGCAGAGCAAUCUUAGAGAGGGAGGUCUUGAGAACGCACCACACAUCAUCAGCAGAGCAUUGCUCAUCGAAGAAAAAUUUGAGUUGGCCUUUCUAAAAAAUAUUCAAAUCAAAUACGAAGAACUUAAAUUGUUUACAAUUUCUACGAAGCUGCAUUUACGAACAAGAUGCCCCUUUAGCCGCCUGUUAACGUAACAUGGUUUACAUACUUAAAUGUUUUUCAACUUUUCGUUCAGUCACUAAUACACUAAAGACACAAGAAACGAGUACUUAUUCAUGGUCGGUCGAAAAGUCUCUGCUAUCAAAUGGCGAGCGUUUUGAUAGUUUAUUUUUAAAACAGUUAAUUUUUAAAAUCGUUUUUUUCAGCUAAUCAUCGGUAAUAAGACAAAAUCGUGUAAUGUUAAUAAGCGGCUAAACAAUUACUUCUUUACACUGAUUAAGUUUUGUUAAAUUUUGUAGGUUAAAAAUGUGAAAAUAAGUCCAUGUUUAUUUUUCUC